Mya arenaria is the source of this 995-nucleotide messenger RNA. RefSeq lists its product as uncharacterized. The record is from RefSeq and is a predicted model, not a curated record. The transcript is spliced from 5 exons. Bases 177 to 866 code for a protein of 229 amino acids. NCBI's taxonomy places the organism in Eukaryota, Metazoa, Mollusca, Bivalvia, Myida, Myidae.
CGGUUCUAAGCAUCUCCUAUGACGUUACAGCUCUCUUGUACUAAACUGUAAUCAUUGCUUAAUAUAUUAGUCAAUUACAUGAUCUUACCGCGGAUUUUUUUUAUGAAAGCCGGAUAUACAUGUGAGCUCAUCGCUGCGUCAUAAUAAGCGCAUAUUACAAUUAUUUUAGAUUCGAAAUGUGGACGUAUAUGUUGAUAGUCGUGGGGCUUGUAAGAGUCGGGCUUGGCCAAAGUUUGGAGCCGGGCCCGUGUAAGUGGCAGGAGACAAACUUGAAGAUUGUUGAACGACUAGCUAUCCUUGAAACGAAGCAGACAUUUCUCAAAGAGACAAUAUCCAGACAACAACAUUUUAUCGAUGAUUUGAUUAACAUUGUUAUGAAGCAAUGGGGAUCUUGGUCGGAGUGGAGCGCAUGCGAAUUCAAGUGCAGUGGAAGUGACGUAGAUAAUGGACGCACCCAAACCAGAACGAGGCUACUAAUAGAAGACAAUGUCGUCAUGCAAAAUGAAACUGAACGACGGCCGUGUAACGCUGUGCAAUAUGCAGGAUGUGAGGCGUCGACCGGUCCAGACGACCAAUACGGUGUUGCCUAUGACUACCGUGACCAGAUGGCUCAGGCAACAUGCACCUCGUUAAUGGAAAAAGGCGGGCAUGUGUACGCUGUAAGGCGCGAUUGUUCUAAGCUGAGUGUCCCUUGCACAGAAGUCUGCUCAAGCCUCAGUCUGACUUGUUUCAACUCCCUCCACGUGUACACUCCCCAAACUUGGCUACCAUGGGGCGUGACGGGACAGAAAAGUGCCCAUGUGUAUCGUUACAAUGGCUGUGGUGGAGGCUGUGGACCAAACUUCUGCUGCUGCUGCAGCUCAUAAAUAAGAAUCGAAUGGAUUUUUUGGAUAUGUUGGUGCAAUCUUUUAUUUCGAAAGAACUUGCUUUUUUAUUCGACCCACACGCUGCAGCGUCUGUGCGCGCAAAAUGAAUAAUAAAUUUAAAAAAAUGUU